GCGAAGGCGGGGAGACUUCGAGCUGUCGGAGGAGGCGAAGGUUGAGCUGAUCGAGAAGCAGAGCAAAAUGCAGGCGCGCAAGCGCCGCGGCUCCGUCAGCAUAGGAGAGGCCGCCCCCGACGAGGAGAUUGCAAACGCACUGAGGGAAAGUGCCACCUGCCACGUGCACGGGCUCAACGUCGAAGGCCUGUCUGUGCGCGUCGCGUCGCGUAUGAUGGGAAGCGUGACGCAGUCUUUUUGUUCAUGUUGGCUCGUGGAACGGCUUGACAGAUAUUCAGGGCUGCACGGUUCAGUUUUGCCAGCCUGUUUGUUUGUUGUCAAGAGGUUGCACGUCAUUUGACGUUGCAGGCGUUGUUUGUUGCCACGCGCAUGCAACAUAGCCUCGACCUCUUGUUAUUGCUCCGGCGCAGUGAGAAGCACAUGCGCAUGGUCAGGCCAUCUUAUCAUCAUUCAGCUUUCACUGCCGCCGUCCUGCAAGUAUGACACUUGCCGAGGCCAGUCUCACAUGGACGAGCGGGAGCGCGCCUCUCUUGCCACGCCUCGCUCGAGGAGGUGACCGCGUGCAGAGCGGCACUGCGGUCGAGGCGGUGGGCGAGGCAUGUGCGGCGCAGGAGGAGCAGGGAGAGCGUGACAGGGCGCCGUCGAGGGAAAGGGGUUCAUUGAGGGAGG
This is a messenger RNA of Prorocentrum cordatum, 669 nucleotides long. Lineage: Eukaryota; Dinophyceae; Prorocentrales; Prorocentraceae. The record is from the annotation of a GenBank genome assembly.